AUGGACAGCAAGAAGGUCACAAUAACUUAUACCGACGAAUUUGAUCUUUGGCAGUAUGUUGCCGAAGGCUUUCCUACACAUCUCCCACUGCGAAAUUUACAAUGGAAAUCUGCGAAUAGACCUCUUCGUACUAUACAUACCUUGGGUGUGGAGCUUAAGCGUCUUACGCCUGAUACUGGAGAAAAGCAGCACCAACUGCCUGCCUCACUCCUCGAAAAGCCAUAUUUGAAUUUAUAUUUCGUGAGUUGUGACGAUAACGAAACAUAUCGACAAACAGUUAAAAAACAAAUUCGUGACUGGUUAACCAUUGUCUCUUCUAAAAAAAAUCAAGAAUGGUUGAUUGAACAGUUUUCGACAAAAUUAAAGCAGAUUUUAAUACAAACAAACGCGACAGGCACAUGCGUCUAUUUAAGACUAUCAGAUAAUGAUUCGGAGGAUUUAGAAGCUUGGCAAGAUACAAUAUCAAAAAUUAAAGAAGGGAUACUCAGUAGUUUUGAUCAGCAUGUAAUGCAAUAUGAAGAUGAUAUACGUCGAUUUGACGCGCAGAGAACAAAGCCUGGUUGGAAUUAUUGUACGUUUUUUAUUUGGAAGGAAGGAUUAGCGCAAUCUUUUGAAAUAAUGAAUUUACAUGAAGAUGCUUUACUCCAGUAUGAUGAAUUAGAGGCUUCGUUUUUCCAGGUGCUGAAAGGUGUGGCGGUCAAAUUUGGUACGGGGAAAGAGUGUGAAUAUAACGAGGUUGGGACUAUAUCGAAUAGGGCGUUAGCAUGGUUUGGUCAUUUUGGUGGAAAAGAACCCAAAGAUGACAGUGCCAAAAUUUUAGACGUUAAAAAAAAACCAUAUCGUGAUCUUAUAAUGCAAAACGAGAUAUCCGUGUUCGAUUUUCGGAAUUAUCUAUUUGCACGACAAUGUCAGUUAUUGGGUAGAUUGCAUAGACCUAUUGAAAUUUGUCGACGUGCGCAAAUAUUUAUUUCGUCAUUUGCGCGGUCGAUCAACGACAGCAAGGAAAGUAUAGGAAAGUACUUUUUGGAAUCGUGGAUAUAUUCGUCGUGUAUGAGUGUUGUAGACGAAUGUGAAGAAUUGGCGCCGUCUAAUGAUUUUGAAGAGGAGGCGUUGAUUGCUUUUAAUACUUCAAAAGGCGAGUUACUCGAUCUCGCUAGGAAACAGCUUGACAAAUUGGGAAUAUACUACGGACAUUUACCAUCGGAUAUCCCUUUUAUAACGGCUUUGAGUCAUUUCCCCUCGUCUCAAUUGAAUAAUCAUGAUGAGGAAACUACAAAGGCGCCUGUAAUUACAAAUGCAGAUUUAGUGACUGCUCUCCAAUCGGCAGAAUCCUUCGAUAUUCUUUAUUUGCGAAUAACAAACAGAGCACUAAGAGCCUAUGAAGCAAGCACUCGUACCCGAAGUUUAUUGCGAUUACAAGGCGAUGUUGCCGCUCUGCAAUUUCAUCGUCAAAUUUAUAGUGAUGCUGCUACACUAAUGGAAAAGUUACCGUGGUGUUAUGGGGAACAUGGUUGGUCCGUAAUUGAAAAUAGUCUUUUGACUAAAUAUGCCGCGUGUUUAAAAGAACUGGGUCAUAUCAAAAAAUAUCCUUUUCCUGUUUGGCAUAAUCACGCGUUAUUGACUAAAGAACAGGCUAUAUUUUAUGGAGAAGAAUUAAAGGAACUUUCGGUUACUUUGGAGACUGAGGUCGCAAGACCACUCAGACCGAUGUUUGCAGUUCUAGCAACAUCAAUAGUCGACCAUAUCACUAAUGAUGAACCUUAUUUAAAAGUUCAACUCAAAAACAAUUUGUUAACGACAUUUACUUUUGAUCAACUCGCAGUUCGACUCGUCAGCGGAGAAAACGAUGAAAUUUGGUUUGUAAUUAGAGACGAGGCACUCAAACCUGGAAUUAACACAUAUCAUCUUUAUUCAGAUACGACAGCAUGUGGAAGUUAUGUAGUCGAAAAUUGUCGUAUGAAUAUUGGAAAAAUUAUAUUCACACAUAAUUUCCUAAACGAAGGCAGAAAAAGAGCUUUUAGAAUAAAUGAUCAUCCAGCCAUUUUAAGAGCUCAAGUUGUUGCUCCUACUGAAAUUCAUAUUGGUGAACAACAGUAUUUCAUCGCGCGAGUAUUUACUGGUCUAAAGAGUGUCGAAGAGGGCACAUUAAUUCUUAAGCCGAUUUCUGAAGGAUUAUCUUUUCCCUCACAAUCUACGUAUCAUGCUGUGAUCAAGUCUGUGGUUGAUGACACGAUAUCCGAUGAAAUUAUAAGCGAAGAGGAAUUGGAACUUACUGAAUUUGGAAUACGGAUACCUGCAAAUGAACCAAAUCGAAUAAUCUUAUUGAAAAUCCCAUAUGACUGUAAUUGGGGUUCAAUAGAGCAUAAAGUUAAAAUUUCGGUGGAAUAUGCAAGUGAUGGGAAAUCACGUGUUUUCUCAUCGAUCGACACGGUAAAGGUGUGGUUACCUUUUUCUGUUACAGAAUUUCAUAUAUUUCGUGAUGACUGUCUAUACUUAAAAAUGGAUAUCACAUCGAAUGGAUCAUUACCCGUUCGGAUAUUAUCCACUACUUUACUCCCCUCAAAAAUGUAUAAUGUCGUAGAUAACGCAGCGCAGACAGAGUCAACCAUGAUUUUAUUUCCAAAACAACAUGCAUCCUUUGUAUACAAAUUAUCCAGGAAAGAACAUAAUUUAUUACAACACUUGACAUUCGUCACGGACAAUGUAAAUGAACAAUUACUGCAAAAUGCGGACUAUCAUUGGUAUGGAAUGUCUGAUGAAUUAGAUCUUGGUGAAUUUGAGUCGACACAAUGUGAACGAAUUUUUAAUAGUCACGGAGAUUCUAAAAAGUCAUUGGUGAACGUUGUCGCAGGGUUUUGGAAGGAGUAUAACCGAAUCCAUAAAGAUGAUGUUACCAAAUUAGCAACGGAACUCAAAUCCGAAAUAUCUUUCCCUAUUGAUGUGCCAUUAUCAAAGGUUCUGAAUACUGUUGAGCUUAUAAUUACAAAAUCGAAUCAACUGGUAGUUGGAGAACCGUGUCAUUGUCAUUUGAUAAUUCAACAAUCGUCGUAUUGGAAUUACCCACCGCCUGGUGAAGACAAAGAUAAACCACUGGAAUUCUUUUAUGACGUACACGUCGAUUUCGAUAAUUGGUUAUUAUCUGGACACAAAAAAUUCUGCUUUAAAUCCAAGGUUGGAGAAAUACAAAAGUUUUUCAUCACGUUAGUUCCCCUUAAAACCGGUCAUUUGUUGGUGCCCACUAUUCGAAUCUCAAGUCUUUCGUCAAAAAUCUUCUCAGAGACCGUUUACAUUAAUAAUGCGCAACAAGUUCUCGUUCGCCCUCGUGCGCAAUCUGCGACCUUCUUCAUUGAACAACAACAUCGUAUUCACCCUGUUAAUGCUGGCGUGUUUGGUGGGCCAGGACAUCAUCAUCUACCCAGCGAUGGAUACGAUGAUGUGGAAUAUUAA
Molecule: messenger RNA, 3447 nt
Organism: Ambispora gerdemannii
Lineage: Eukaryota; Fungi; Glomeromycota; Glomeromycetes; Archaeosporales; Ambisporaceae
Source: the annotation of a GenBank genome assembly